Molecule: messenger RNA, 870 nt
Organism: Lathyrus oleraceus (garden pea)
Lineage: Eukaryota; Viridiplantae; Streptophyta; Magnoliopsida; Fabales; Fabaceae
Exons: 2
Coding region: 1-870 (289 amino acids)
Molecular function (GO): zinc ion binding; nucleic acid binding
Source: RefSeq, a predicted model, not a curated record
AUGUUGACUGAGGAAGUUGAUGAUUGGUGGGGUAACACUCGUCAGAGAUUGGAAGUCGCAGGUAAUGACAUUACAUGGGUUGUACUCAAAGGAGAAUUUUUGGAGCGGUAUUUUCCAAAAGAUGUACAUGGUAAGAAAGAGUUUGAGUUUCUGGAACUGAAACAAGGGAACUCAACUAUUGUUGAAUAUGCUGCUAAGUUCGAGGAACUUGUGAAAUUAUACCCACACUAUAAUGAUGCAUAUGCAGAGGUUUCUAAAUGUAUCAAUAAGGCUCGGCCUGCUAAUUAUAAAAGUUUGAGUGAGAAAAGGGGAAAGUCAUUGAAUAGUGGAAAGUUGUAUAGUGUUCCAGCUGACAAAGGGAAACAAAAAAUUUCAUAUGGUAGAAGGCCAAGUGUGGGAGGGGCUUCUGCUCCUAUCAAGUGCUACAAGUGUGGUGGUGCAGGACAUCGCGCCAAAGAAUGUAAAAGUGAUGAAAAUAAAUGUUUCAAAUGUGGGAAGUCAGGACAUCUGAUCACUGAUUGCAAAACUAAUGUGCCUACUUGUUACAAUUGUGGGGAACCUGGUCACAUCAGUACCACUUGUCAGAAAUCAAAGAAAGUCGAUACUGGAGGGAAUGUGUUUACGUUGACUAGAUCUCAACCUAACAGUUAUGACAGAUUGUUGACUAGAUCUCAACCUAACAGUUAUGACAGAUUGAUUAGAGGUACAUGUUAUAAUCAUAACAGUCCUUUUAUUGCUAUUAUUCAUACGGGUGCAACACACUCCUUUAGUUCUGCUAAUUGUGCACGAAAAUUGGGUCUUGUUUUUUCUACUAUGAAUAGUGCACUAGUUAUCGACAUUCCAACUAACGGGUCGAUGACUACUUCUUAG